UCACCCCGCACUAAAACACCUCCUCCUCUGCCUCCCGGCACAGCGUCUCCGCCUCCGCCGGCGGGGACCCCAGGUUAUCAAGACUGCGGGACCCACUGCCCGCAGGACGUCUAAUCACGAUGUUCCCAAGGGAGACCAAGUGGAACAUCUCGUUCGCUGGCUGCGGCUUCCUCGGGGUCUACCACAUUGGAGUGGCCUCCUGCCUCCGUGAGCACGCGCCCUUCCUGGUGGCCAACGCCACUCACAUCUACGGAGCCUCGGCAGGGGCGCUUACCGCCACAGCGCUGGUCACUGGGGCCUGCCUGGGCGAAGCGGGUGCCAACAUUAUUGAGGUGUCCAAGGAGGCUCGGAAGCGGUUCCUGGGUCCCCUGCACCCCUCCUUCAACCUGGUAAAGACCAUCCGUGGUUGUCUACUGAAGACCCUGCCUGCUGAUUGCCACACGCGUGCCAGCGGACGCCUGGGCAUCUCCCUGACUCGAGUUUCGGAUGGAGAGAAUGUCAUCAUAUCGCACUUUAGCUCCAAGGAUGAGCUUAUCCAGGCCAAUGUUUGCAGCACUUUUAUCCCUGUGUACUGUGGCCUCAUUCCUCCUACCCUUCAAGGGGUGCGCUAUGUGGAUGGCGGCAUUUCAGACAACUUGCCACUUUAUGAGCUGAAGAAUACCAUCACAGUGUCCCCAUUCUCAGGCGAGAGUGACAUCUGCCCACAAGACAGCUCCACCAACAUCCACGAACUUCGUAUCACCAACACCAGCAUCCAAUUCAACCUGCGCAAUCUCUACCGCCUCUCGAAGGCUCUCUUCCCGCCAGAGCCCAUGGUUCUCCGAGAGAUGUGCAAACAGGGCUACCGAGAUGGACUUCGAUUCCUUAGGAGGAAUGGCCUACUGAACCAACCCAACCCUUUGCUGGCACUGCCCCCGGUUGUCCCCCAGGAAGAGGAUGCAGAGGAAGCUGCCGUGACUGAGGAGAGGACUGGAGGGGAGGAUCGGAUUCUAGAGCACCUGCCUGCCAGACUCAACGAGGCCCUGCUGGAGGCCUGUGUGGAACCGAAAGACCUGAUGACCACCCUUUCCAACAUGCUGCCAGUGCGCCUGGCCACUGCCAUGAUGGUACCCUAUACUCUGCCACUGGAGAGCGCAGUGUCCUUCACCAUCCGUUUGUUGGAGUGGCUGCCUGAUGUCCCUGAGGAUAUCCGGUGGAUGAAGGAGCAGACAGGUAGCAUCUGCCAGUAUCUGGUGAUGAGGGCCAAGAGGAAAUUGGGUGACCAUCUACCUUCCAGACUGUCUGAGCAGGUGGAGCUGCGGCGUGCCCAGUCUCUGCCGUCUGUGCCACUGUCUUGCGCCACCUACAGUGAGGCACUGCCCAACUGGGUACGAAACAACCUCUCACUGGGGGACGCGCUGGCCAAGUGGGAAGAAUGCCAGCGUCAGCUACUGCUGGGUCUCUUCUGCACCAAUGUGGCCUUCCCGCCUGAUGCCUUGCGCAUGCGCGCACCUGCCAGCCCCACCGCCACAGAUCCUGCCACCCCACAGGAUCCAUCUGGCCUCCCACCUUGCUGAGAACCAUCAUUCUCGGCUCACCCGGCUACCAGCCAAGCUCCAAGGUGUCCUGCCCCACUCAGAGGAGCCCUGGGGUGGAAUAAGACCUCUGUCCCCUGGCUCUCCCCCCUUACAUGCUGUGGAAUGAGGACACAGGACCCUGCACAGCUGCAAGUGGGUUUUUGAUGGGAAACCUUUCACCAGCCACUCACAAUGCUACUCCUGGUGGGGAGGGAUGAGGAGUAACCCUCCCCCUCACCUGUGCCUUACCGUUCACCUUUUCAGUGCAGGGUCAGUCUUAAGAACUCCACAUCUGCUGCUUCUCCCUGUUUUUCAAGUUUCCUUGCAGAGUACAUGAAGAAUUAUUUAUUAUUGCCAAAGCAGAUAUAAUAAAAGCCACAGCUUAGCCUCGGCCGUCCUCACUUCUGCAUGUCACUCUUGCCUCUGACUUGGGCAGCAGACACUUUCUCCCAGUGGACCGAGGACCUGUGUCUCAGUAUCUGACAGUUGGGCUUCACAGGGUUCUCUAAGUCCUGGCAGCUGGGGACCCUCUCCUAUGGUCAGCCCUCUGGCAAGGAUGUGUGUAAGCCGCUCUGUUUUCCCCAGGCUUGCUGACUGCCUCUUGGGCAGCGUUUAAGGGUCAGUUUGGGAGUUUGAGACCCUUAGUAUUAAUAAAAACUAAAACGUUGGGCUCGA
Molecule: messenger RNA, 2231 nt
Organism: Rattus norvegicus (Norway rat)
Lineage: Eukaryota; Metazoa; Chordata; Mammalia; Rodentia; Muridae
Gene: Pnpla2
Product: patatin like domain 2, triacylglycerol lipase
Exons: 9
Coding region: 120-1556 (478 amino acids)
Biological process (GO): lipid metabolic process; triglyceride catabolic process; positive regulation of triglyceride catabolic process
Cellular component (GO): plasma membrane; cytoplasm; lipid droplet
Molecular function (GO): triacylglycerol lipase activity; retinyl-palmitate esterase activity; A2-type glycerophospholipase activity
Source: RefSeq, marked validated